CACACGGACUCUGGCGAGGGAACACGUGUGCAUGCAACAUGCACACAUUCUGGCUCCGCCUACGAGAACCGCCGGGUGGUACCUCCACGUUCGACAGUCAGAGACCAUCUCCGCACAGCGCACGGCGACUGAUCAGGAGACCGAAGAGUCUACUACUGCGGCCACCGCUGCUGCCUUGAUAAUUUAUUAUUAAAGCAUCAGGUUCAUCU
Acanthoscelides obtectus is the source of this 209-nucleotide messenger RNA. The record is from the annotation of a GenBank genome assembly. Lineage: Eukaryota; Metazoa; Arthropoda; Insecta; Coleoptera; Chrysomelidae.